Messenger RNA from Suillus bovinus, 1074 nucleotides. RefSeq lists its product as uncharacterized. NCBI's taxonomy places the organism in Eukaryota, Fungi, Basidiomycota, Agaricomycetes, Boletales, Suillaceae. The transcript has 9 exons. The coding region runs from base 1 to 1074 and encodes 357 amino acids. The record is from RefSeq and is a predicted model, not a curated record.
AUGUCCCCUUACCCAAAGUUGGCUGCACUUGAUACAGAGUGCGGACCCAAUGCACACAAACCCGCCGAGGAUAAUAUUGAACUCAAAUCUUCCUCACAUUUUUCCAGGAAUCACAAUGAGCGCUGGGGCAUGUAUGGAGACGUUCCCAAAAUCAUUUACAAUAUUCUCAAGCACAACACAAAGCUGGCAAUCAUCUGCAACCGAGCUCUGUGGUGGUGGAAUGUCAUGGACCCAAAAGACAACAAAAAGAAAUCUAUCAUUCAUAUGGUCAAGUUCAAUGAGGUGUACGAUGGAUGGACUCCUUAUAAAUACACAGAUAUGAUUCUGUUCAAUGAAGAGGCUACCAAUAACCUAGUUCGAGUGGAGCAAGGCAUUGUUUUCCAGGUGUCUCGUGAUCAAAAGGGCUUGACAUGGGGAAAUUACCAGCAAGGCCUCGACCAAUGGCGUUGUCUUCACACUAUAAGAAGUCCUUACAUAGGACAAAACCUCAAGAGCUAUUCCGAUCCAAUGUUUAUUGGAUUCACUGGCAUGGACGAAGGUAUGGUCAACCUGUUAAUGCAGGGAAAAAACCGCGUGGACUUGAAGGAGGCUGCUCAUUGGGGAUAUGCAAUGUAUAUCACCGAUGAUGCCCGAAUAGUGAGGUACUUCGCCAACUGGAUCAAGUCUAACGCUUUCGGUGCAACUGCCAGAACCCAUAUCUGGGCGCCAGAAGAUAGCUCAAUAAUGACCAACAUCCAGGGGGACAACAAGUUCAAGAUUGCAUGGGAUCAAGAGAACCGCGACGCAAAAGUAGCAGAAUGGGGUGUCAAGAUGCCCUACAUCUUGUUCUCGCAUCAUUUUCACAUGGGUGGCAUGCCUAUCGCCCCGACUAGGUGGAAUGAGAUGGUUGUCUAUACCCCCGUGCAAGAUGCCUUGAUGCUCACUAUUCCUCUCACUGACCAGCAAGUCGAUGAGAAGAUUGCGCUUGGAGGGCAGUUCGUCAAAUUUGAGGAGCAGAUUUCGAAUUGGAACAUCAAGGUGCCAGACGUAACCUGGGCUGACUUUAAGAAGUAUGGGGAGAAUUUCUGUCAUUGA